AUGGAUGCGCCAAGCCAGCAUGUGCUGGAGCGCAGCGCGGUGCUGCUGCUGCCAGACGGCACCCUCGAGGCGCGCUUCACUGUGGGGCUGCCGGCGCAGGGCCGCUCCAUCAUGGGCCAGUGGGCGGCGCAGAUUCUGGUGCAGAACCUGCCAGGGUGGGUGGAGCAGGGGCUGCUGUACGCGCGGCAGGAUCAGGCCGCCAUCUGGCACCACAUCCAGGUCGUGGAGGAUACGGAGGCGCUAAGGGCGGCGCUGCCCGCGGCCGGCCUGGUGGCCGGCGCGAGCGACGCGCCCAUGCCCGCGGCCUCCGCGGUCCCCUUCUCGGCCCCCGACCCGCUCGCCGUCACCCUGGCCGCGCCCCACCGCGGCGCGGUGCGGGGGCUGGGCGUGAGGGCGGGGGUGACGCUUAUUGUUGGGGGCGGGUUUCACGGGAAGAGCACCCUGCUGGACGCCAUCCAGGUCGGCUGCUACAAUAAGGUGCCCGGUGACGGCCGGGAGCUGGUGGUGUCCCUGGAGGACUGCGUCAAGGCGAGCGGCGGUUGCGGGCGGUUGCAGGCGGUUGCGGCGGUUGGACCGGCGCUUAUCAGGGCGGAGGACGGCCGCCGCGUGGAGGGCGUGGACAUCCGCCCCUUCAUAGGGGACCUGCCCGGCGGCAGGGACACGGCCGCGUUCCGCAGCGACGACGCCAGCGGGUCCACCUCCCAGGCUGCAAACAUUCAGGCGGGUAUCGGGCGGCGGGCAGGGGGUGCAUGGGGCGGGGGCGGGGCCUUCGGCGCCGCUCUCCGCGAGCGCUGGGAGGCGCUAGAGGCCGGGUCCCGCCUGCUGCUGCUGGACGAGGACACCUGCGCCACAAAUUUGAUGGUCAGGGACGCCCGCAUGGCCGCCCUGGUGGCGCGGGAGCCAAUCACGCCGCUGACUCAGCGCAUAGGGUGA
Molecule: messenger RNA, 933 nt
Organism: Monoraphidium neglectum
Lineage: Eukaryota; Viridiplantae; Chlorophyta; Chlorophyceae; Sphaeropleales; Selenastraceae
Exons: 8
Coding region: 1-933 (310 amino acids)
Source: RefSeq, a predicted model, not a curated record